CUCCAUGUCAAAUCCAGCUUGGAGCACAGACCCAAGGACACGCAGGAGUUGGUGGGCCUGCUGGAUGGUCCCUCACUCAGUAGUCAUGGGUGGCAACAGUGGCCAGACUGGCAUUCACACCUAUAAAUCCCUAACUGAGGAAUGUCUCUCUGACUCCGUGGAUCCACCUAAAAGACCCACGGGCAGACUGGUCAUGCACAGCAUGGCCAUGUUUGGCCGGGAGUUUUGCUACGCAGUGGAGGCUGCUUACGUGACUCCAGUCCUGCUCAGCGUGGGCCUACCCAAGAGUCUGUACAGUGUGGUGUGGCUCCUCAGCCCCAUCCUGGGGUUCCUGCUGCAACCUGUGGUCGGGUUAGUCAGUGACCACUGCCAGUCCAGGUGGGGCCGGCGGAGACCCUACAUCCUGACCCUGGCUGUCAUGAUGCUCUUCGGCAUGGCUCUGUACCUUAAUGGGGAUACUGUUAUAGCAGCUUUGACUGCUGACCCAAGGAAGAAGCUGAUUUGGGCCAUAAGCAUCACCAUGAUGGGUGUGGUUCUCUUUGAUUUUGCUGCUGACUUCAUUGAUGGUCCCAUCAAAGCCUACUUAUUUGAUGUCUGCUCCCAUCAGGACAAGGAGAGGGGCCUCCACUACCAUGCCCUCUUCACAGGUUUUGGAGGUGCCCUGGGCUACCUUUUGGGUGCCAUAGACUGGGCCCACCUGGAACUGGGAAGAGUGUUGGGCACGGAAUUUCAGGUCAUGUUCUUCUUCUCUGCCUUGGUGCUGACGUUGUGUAUUAUUAUUCACCUGUGCAGUAUCCCUGAAGCUCCAAUCCGAGAUAUUGCAAAGGAUAUUCCCCCACAAAAAGCCCCCCAGAACCCUCUGCUGUCAUCAGACAAAAUUUUUGAGUAUGGUUCUAUCGAGAAAGUGAAAAACGGUUAUGUAAACCCAGAGCUGGCAAUGCUGGGAGGAAAAAACAAAAAUCUUGCUGAAAAGGCUCAGAGGGCAAUGACCAUGAAGUCACUGCUGAAGGCACUGGUGAGCAUGCCUUCCCACUACCGCUGCCUCUGCAUCAGCCACCUCAUUGGAUGGACUGCCUUCCUGUCCAACAUGCUCUUCUUCACAGAUUUCAUGGGCCAGAUUGUGUACGGUGGGGAUCCCUAUAGUGCACACAACUCCACAGAGUUUCUCAUCUACCAAAGAGGAGUUGAGGUUGGAUGUUGGAGCUUGUGCAUCAACUCCGUGUUUUCUUCACUCUAUUCUUACGUUCAGAAAACACUGGUCUCCUAUGUGGGAUUAAAGGGUCUUUACUUCAUUGGGUAUCUGCUGUUUGGCCUUGGGACGGGAUUCAUUGGGCUCUUCCCGAAUGUCUACUCCACCAUGGUCCUGUGCUCCUUGUUUGGUGUCAUGUCCAGCACCCUGUACACUGUGCCCUUUAACCUCAUUGCCGAGUACCACCGUGAGGAGGAAGAGGAGAGGCGGCAGGCCCUGAGUGGGGGCCCAGACAGCUGUGGGAGAGGAAAGGGCGUGGACUGUGCUGCCCUCACCUCCAUGGUGCAGCUGGCUCAAAUCCUGGUUGGAGGCGGCCUGGGCUUACUGGUCAACACAGCUGGAAGCGUCAUUGUCGUGGUGAUCACGGCCUCUGCAGUGGCACUGAUCGGCUGUUGCUUUGUGGCUCUCUUUGUGAGAUAUGUGGAUUGAGUCAAUAAAGAGACAUUGACCUUGACCUCAG
Molecule: messenger RNA, 1709 nt
Organism: Trichechus manatus latirostris (Florida manatee)
Lineage: Eukaryota; Metazoa; Chordata; Mammalia; Sirenia; Trichechidae
Gene: SLC45A2
Product: solute carrier family 45 member 2
Exons: 7
Coding region: 5-1678 (557 amino acids)
Biological process (GO): transmembrane transport
Cellular component (GO): membrane
Molecular function (GO): sucrose:proton symporter activity
Source: RefSeq, a predicted model, not a curated record